AUGAGUGGGUUCGGUUACAGUCCAUCAACUGAUGAAUACAAAGUUGUUAGAAUCUACCACAAAGGUAAUACAUGUUGUUUUCAGGUGUUCAUACUUGUCAAUGAGAGUAAUAAAUGGACGGAGGAAAAAGAAAUCCCCUACCCGUUUUUUCAUAAUGAAUGUCAGUAUUCGAAAGGUGUUCUUGUAAACGGAGAAAUACGUUGGCUGGAUUAUGCAUCAAAGACCGUUGCCUUCAACUUAGCCAAUGAGGAAUUCCACCAGAUAGCUUCACCACCUCUUGUAGAAGGCAGUUCGUAUUCUGAUUAUAUGAAACUUUUUGUACUUGGAGACUGCUUAUGUCUUGUUCAUUAUAGAUACUCGGCAAGAGAGAGAACACAUGUUGACAUAUGGUUAUUAAAAAAGAACAAUGACAUAAGCGUGCAACAAAAUGGAUAUUGUUCUUGGAAAAAGGAGUGUACUGUGCAAGUUGAAAGAGGAAUUGAUCUUAUUCCACUCGCUUUUACCAAGAAAGGAAAGAUCUUAUUUUUCCAGGUGAAAGAUUUUAGAGAUGAAUAA
Messenger RNA from Papaver somniferum (opium poppy), 555 nucleotides. RefSeq names its product putative F-box protein At3g16210. The transcript has a single exon. The record is from RefSeq and is a predicted model, not a curated record. Bases 1 to 555 code for a protein of 184 amino acids. NCBI's taxonomy places the organism in Eukaryota, Viridiplantae, Streptophyta, Magnoliopsida, Ranunculales, Papaveraceae.